Molecule: messenger RNA, 7799 nt
Organism: Petromyzon marinus (sea lamprey)
Lineage: Eukaryota; Metazoa; Chordata; Hyperoartia; Petromyzontiformes; Petromyzontidae
Source: RefSeq, a predicted model, not a curated record
UCCGAAAGCGCGCGAUGCAGUGGCCGUCUUUGUCUGAUGGCCAGGCAAAAGACGCUGCGAGGAUGACCGGAGUUCAGUGAUGUUGUGAUUUAAAUGCGGAAACGUAAUUUACAGUCCACUUUGUCAAUCCAUUGCUGGAUGAAGGCACCCUGAAGUCGGAACGUGUCCGGUCAUGGGGGGGUUGUUUGACCUCCGGUUUAAAUAUAAUUUGCCGCUGAUGCAAGCUGUGGCUGGCAAUUGAACGCCGGUCACUGCAUUCACAUACUGCAGGGAACGAUCGAUCCUUACGUAGGACAUUCAGUCAAUAUUUACGCAAAGUUUUUUCGCGUAAAUCAGCAGUAUGCUGAACAUAAUUGCGAAGGAAGAAAAAAGCAUUUGGUUAUAAACAUCCAUGGGUAAGGCAAACUGACCGAGCGGUCAACUGAUAGCGUCGGCAUUGCGAGGGCAUGGCUAAGGGUCAACCUUCGAGGUCAUCGCUUCCAGCACGCGCACGCCACUGCGCUACAACGGUUGUGAGUUUUUUCGAAUUAAAGAGCACCCCAGCGACAACACAUCAAUGAUUCAUUUAAUUUAAGUGGAUGUGGUGAAUUCCCAGCAUGUCCUCUCAAGUUCUAUCCUGUGGUCACACCUGGCAAAGGCAAUCAUUUAAAGGCAUUAAGAAAGUUGAAAAAAAAUACUAAACCGGAGUUGAGUAAUAUUUUUUGCGGGACACUUUGGAUUUGUGUUUUUUUUUUGUGGUGGUGGUGUUGGCCCAAACCCGGGUCCCUACCAUAGGAGGACAGGAGCCAUCCCGGUCCGUACUUGCCGGCCCUAAGGUGGAGUUGGGACUGCUGCUGCCGCUGUUGGCGGCAGGAGUUGGGUGGAGUAUUAGAGCGAGUGAGUGAGUGGUUUGGUUUUUCUGUGCACUGGUCUCUACCGGAGCAAGACGUAUCAUCAUAAUGAUCAUCAGUGGGCAAGUCUCAUCAUGCCUGUACCCUCUAUGCCUCAUUACUCCUGCCCAGUGACGCCCUUAUUAAUUGGUGGCUUUUUUGCUUGCUGACGGUAUGUUGACCAGCAACACAGAUCUGUAAUGUUCCGAUGAUCUGGUGACCUGCGUACAAGCCCUUUGUGUGUGUGUUUGUGGUUUGGUUUUUGCUUGUGUGUUGAGUCUUGCUUGGAAGUGUUCGUGUGUAUUACGAACGCACGUAGCCUACAACCACAUUACCCGCAAAGCGCCCGAUCUCGCCAGAUCUCAGCAGCUAAGCAGGGUUUUGAGCCUGCAUAAUAGCCCUCGGAUGAGUGGCCACCGUGCAAUGACAACAAAUGAGCAGGUUAUUAUAGGUGGCUUCGGGGCUGUCCCGCUCUGCACGAGAGCGGCACUUGAAGCAAUGGGGAAACUUUCUCGAAUGCCUCCGCCUCUGUGCACCGAGCAGUAUUGAUGAGCAACGCCACAGUCAGACGAUUGGGCGGUCACGUGUGGUGGGGGUUAAAAUGUGCGUGUGCCCACCGCGUCCAAGAGCGGGGAGAACAUUUUUUUUUUUUAAAAACAAACCAUCUACAGGAGCUCUCUUAUGCUGCCACUAGUGCAGUGGUUCUUAACCAAGGGGUGCGAAAUGCCCUUUCUGGGGGGUGCGAGACAUGGACGGAUUAUUUUUUAAAAAGGUAAAUAAUCGAAUAACAAAUUAAGCGCGGUCACGUAAGUGAUGCUUACUUUGUUUCGCAAAACCCCAGGCAUGUAUUAACAUUAUACACAGUUUUAACGAUCGAAAGACAAAGCGGUGCAAGGUUGCAGUCAAGGCGAAGGACCGCUGCUCUAGCUGGGAGGAUCUUCCGUCGUACAGUGGCGCGAGGAAGCAUGCGGGGCUGCGCCUCUACCGGCACGUGCGUCACUCACACAGACACACACACAGACCAACGCUCACGCGCGUGCGUGUGUGGAGGGACACAGCGCGGUGGAUUUGGGUGGAGCUGUUUCGUGCAUGAGCAGACUGGCCUCAGAGCACCACCACCCCCCCUCUGUGGCCGUGCGUCUGUGGCCGUGCCGAGCAGAGGCUGUGGGCGCAGCGUCUGCAAAUCGUCACUGGGGCGAAGCGCGGGUUGGGCUGCCGCUGCUAUGGCACGCCCUGUGCCACUGCAAUAACAAAAGUUGGAAGAAAAAAAACCACACUCGGCAGCAACGCGGCCCAGGCGGAUUUAUCAAAAAACCUGCACAUCCACUCACUCACUCAACCCAUCCACUCACCGACCGCGACUUCAACUCCUGUAGCCAGCGGCAACGAGCCUGGCUGCUAACAGUCCAGACCAUCUCUGCAGAGCGAGACGCACGGAGAGAGAGAGGGAGAGAUACCUGUAGAUUACAUAAAGUAGGCUGCGAAUCCUGAGCGGAGUCUGUUUUUUACGAAGAGUUUACAAACCCUGUCGCGUGUCUUUUGAUGACACGUAUACCACUGGGGGAGAACAAGCGAUGCGAAUUCUUCACAAUGCCGAGCAUUCCCAUGGCUGAGAUGUCUCUCUCCACGCUUUUCGGGCUUCUGCUGCUGCUGAUAUCGCUGACGACCGCAAUCCCACCGCAGGAGGCAUGUCCUACCAAUUGCAGUUGCAACCUUCAAACGAACAUGAUCUUCUGCGUAACUAAGGAAAUGUCGAAGCUCCCCUCCAACAUUCCCAUGGCUACUCUCCACCUCUACCUGUUCGAGAACAAAAUUUCCCAACUCGCCGACUCGUCUUUCGCUGGACUCCCCCACCUGCGCACGCUCGACCUCUCGUACAACCAGAUCAAAGUCAUGCCGCUGGCCCUCUUCCAUCCCCUGAGAGACUUGAAAAAUAUCGACCUGUCAGGGAAUCUCAUCGCCAGCGUCACCAACGAGACGUUCCGAGGGCUUGCCACCCUGGAGAGGUUGUAUCUGCAGAACAACAAAAUCUCAAACUUGCAGCCAGGCUGCUUUGACUCUUUGGAGAAUUUGCUUGAAAUAAAGCUGCAGGGUAAUCUUCUGAAGACAUUUUACCCAAUACGGGCGCCGAAUCUGCUGCUUCUGGAGCUGAGCAGGAACCCUCUGGCGAGGCUGGAGCCCCACACAUUCAAGUCAGUGAAUGUGGAAAUCCUCAGCCUGUCGGGAGUGGCGCUCGCUGAACUGCGAGACGAUGUUUUUGACAACGUGAGCAACAUGCGGGAUUUGGAUCUGUCCGACAACCAGCUGACGUCGGUACCAUCAGUCCUCCAAAGGAUGUCCAGCCUCAAUCAGCUGAAUAUAUCGAAGAAUUUUGAACUCUCUCCGGUGGUGAGGGAAGACUUCAAGCCAUUCCUCCGCCUCCAGGUUUUGGACGUCAGCUACUGUGGAGUGCAUUUCUUUCCGCAGCGAUUCUUCCAGCUCUUUCCCGUGCUCAAGGAGGUCAACGCAGCCGGAAACCCAUUCCACUGCAACUGUCAGAUGAACUGGCUGGUUCACUGGCUGAGAAGCACCGACGUAGCCUUUUUCAACUUGAAGGAGACGAGAUGCCACUUCCCGCCGACGAACGCCGGUAAGCAGCUGGACAGCGUGCAGUAUGGAGACCUGGGCUGCCCCAAGACCACCGUAGUCACCACGACGUCCACAGCUUCCACAACCACCGCCAGCACCACCACUACAACCACUGCAACCACCACCACCAGCACCACCACCAGCACCACCUCUGCGACAACAACAACAACCUCACAGCCUACUCAUCCACCACCUCUUCUCACCACCACCCCGCCUGAGCGGGUACUUUUAUCGGACCAUGAGCCUCAAAUUAGUGUUGAAGAGCCUCACCCUUCCAAAGCGCCCGAGUCGACCUGCGAGAACUUUCACUGCCACCAUGGUGGAGUGUGCAAGAUGGAAAAGGGAAACGGACCAUUUUGCCUUUGCAGCAGGGCGUGGCUUGGACGCAACUGCGAGAUCCCAAAAGAAAUUGCAGCCCCAUCUACGGAGAACAAUUCCGAAAAGAAGUCUUCAGAAUUCAACUUGAUUUCCGCCGUCUUCAGCACAGCAGUCGAUAUCCAGCUCAAAGACGCGCAGAUGCAAGACCCCGACCUGCGGGGAUUCCAGCUGACCUUCUAUGAAAUCUCCAGCACCGACCAUCGUCCCACCACCCUCAACCUGCCACCCAAUUACUACAUUUACACGCUGCGUGGUCUGCGUCCAAACUCCACGUACAUGCUGUGCCUCCGGCCCAUGGGCAGGAGUGGCUCCAAGGAGCAAACGGCGCAGAGGUGUGCGCAGACCCAGACCCACCCAACUGUCCAGACCCAAAACCUGACCCAGCACUCGCACUCCUUGGAAAACCAGCACAUGUCUGUCCUGCUAGCGUCGGUGGUGUCCAGCUUAGUGCUGCUGCUCGUCGUGCUCAUAGCCCUCGUCUGCUACAGAAAGCACAAGUCGAAACAGCACGCGGGCGACCCAAACUACGACGCCGUCAAGUACAAUCACCACGGCGCAGGUGGGAACACGGCGCCUGGAGCGGCAGGCACGGCAGCAGAAGGGUUCCGGCCUUACACGGAAGAGGGCAAAUUCGUCGUACAGAAACCACCGCCGACGGUGUACAGCUCGCAAACGAUGCUCGCGCAGCACUCAUUACAAAUCAAAGAUCAGACCUUCAGGCCACUGCUGGGCCACUCGAGCCUUCUAUAGCAUUGAAAUGCAAGGACUAUGAGAGGACGUUUGUUAUUGGGGCCCUAUUGCGCGAGCACCACGAGACUGGUUUGAGGGGCUGCUGCAACAGCCUGUUGCGCAAACGCCGGCCUACGUACAUCGGCGUAUAAAACCUGUACUAAAGAAGUAUGACAAUCAUUGGACAAUGUAAACGUUGACUACGAUAACCCAACAUCUUUUGUUUUUUUUUUACAAUGUAAAAAUGUUUAUUAUCAUUAUGAACACGACGUAAUGGCUUAUAUGAAGUUUAUAUUUUCUUAACAUUUUUUUGUCAGUAGAAAGUAGAAUGCAUCGUUACAGUAUUCGUGCAGCACUAAUGAAGAUGAUCAUUUUGCUUUGAGGCGAACUGCAUUUCUUUGUGUUCAUACAUUUUGUCUCUUGUUCACUAAAUGUCAGUCGGAUUCAAUUUAACAGCGUAUUGCCUACAGUAGAAACUUGAUUAACAAAAGACAAUAUGGUGUUUUCAUGCAUCAAAUAAUGUCUGGAUUUGAUUUAAAUUAUAAGAACAAUACUGAUACAGUGCUAUCUUGUCUACCAGAUAACACCAGAAUCAUUGCUGAUUGGAUCCAAGGGCACAUGUGACUAAAUUGGCGCUUAUGAUUGGUCACAAUGAAGGGGUUGUGACGGUGACAGCUGUGAUUUCUUGUGGAAGUGCUGUUUAGUUUUAUGUUUGAUAAAAAUACACAUUUUCACAAGGUGAACGUUCUUAAACUUGUUAAGCUGAAGCAGCAUGAUGAUACAUUUUAUAGAAAGGUGUUUUUGGUUUACUGGACGGUGAUAAGUGACAUUUGAAAAAAAAAUGGACGCAUGCUUUCCCCGUCGCUGUAUUAUGGCACUUUUUCUUGUCCUCUUGUUGGUUAUGAAUGUUUAUUAAUCCUACCGACUACGUCGUCUCAGAAACUUUGAACUUUUACAAUGACAUGUGAGCCUCCGUCUAACAGGGUGAAACUCUGCAGUACAUUCCGCAUCGUUGGAUUCGUCUGGCGACUCUUGUAUACGUUGAGAAUACCUACGUAUGACGCUUCGUUCGUGUUUUUGGCUCAUUUUCAAAGCAACUUUUUAUUUUAAAAGUGACCAUGACACUGCAGAUAAUUGUAUCGGUCAUUGAGCCUCAAAUUAGUGCUGAAGAGCCUUCUUAGUCCAUUCGAAAGCGCCCGAGUCGACCCGUGAGAAGUUCCACUUGUCACCACGCUGGAGUGGCCAAGAUGGAAAAGGGAAAUGGACCAUUUUGCCCUUGCAGCAGGGUUUAGCUUGGACCGCACUGUGAGAUCCCAAAAAAAACAAAUCGCAGCUCCAUCUAACGGAGAACAAUGGCGAAAAAAAGCCUGCAGCCUUGAUUUCCGCAGUUUUUUCAAGCACGGAAAUCGAUAUGCAGCUCAAAGACGCCGCAGAUGCACCACCUCGACCUGUUCUGUAUUGAAUACGGUGCAGACCGGCUGUUUUUUUUAAAUCGUACAUAAUAUCAGGGGUGUAACAAUCCUCCACCCCCCCCCCCUCCCCCCAUGUUGUUUUAGAGAGCUGUUAUAAUUUCGACACCAUUUAAACACCACGCGAUUUCAUGAACGUAUCUCAGCCUGUAGUGGCUGGUGGAGUCAUGUGAACCCCGCUACGAUAGAAGGAAUCAAACACCGUCGACGAUUACACGCGUCCGACGUGCGCGCAUCGUGUCCCUGAGACUUUGAUGUUCACCAAUCGGCGUGUCCGUUACACGCCUGUUUCACGAGCAGCGAUCCAUUUAUAGAUGACCCACGAAAAUGACGGAGAAAUGACAGUGGAAACAACAUUUUAUCUCAAGGGCCUCCUUCUUUCACGUCUCGCACCGACGUUAAUACACCUGAUUUAAAGCUUUCGUGGCUGCAGGGAUUCAUAUUCUUGGUUCUUACGGUAAAGUCACGUAGAAGGGAAACAAUAAAAUAAAAUAAAAAAUUCAUAAAAAAUAUAUUUUAAUGUUUUAUAUUUUUAUUAUUUUAUUGUUUCCCUUCUACGUGACUUUACCGAAAGAACCGAGAAGAUGUUAAUACACCUGUUACACUCAGACUCAUCGUUUUAUUUUAGCUGGUGAGGUACAUUGAGCUUCGCAGCUCUUUUACAAAUAUGACUCCAACCCAAGACUGUCUGGCAGUGGUGGCAGUUACAGGACAUCAUUGCAGGGAGGUGAUUGUGAAAACUAACAAGAACAGUAGCACAACAACAACAAAACUCAUGCCAGAACUUGCUGCAAACAGCAAAAGCAAUAAUAGUGCUUAAGAUACAAAUAAAAUAAAACAGUGCCAAAAAUCCUGUCACAGACGCCAUUGUAAAUACAGCCUCAGACAUAUCAGAGCUUAGUUAUAUAUACAGCAUUCACAAUUGUGGCAGAGAUAUUCCUGCAGUAUAUUCAUUCUUAAAACGCGUGGAUAAAAGGAGGGGAAUUUUGGUUCUGGAGACAUUCCAAAAUGUUGGUAUUGCACAAGAGGAGGCCCUGGAAUCAAAUAUUUUAACUCUCAUUCAAUAUGUGCAGCCAUCACUUUGACAAUACUCAAACACUGGUCAGUAUUAUAGUAGUAAAUAUCCUUUAUUUAACACAGGAAGUUAAAUAUAGACCCGCUGAGACGCAUUACACAUCGCCUCUUUUGAAUAAUUCAAACAUUUUCAAUUGACCAAAAAAUCGAGACAAAAUUAAAAUAAAAUUCACAAUUCAAAAAAAAUGUGAAUUGCACUUACAAAAUGUGUCAAUAUACAAUAAUAAAGAAGGUCAUAAUAAAUCAGCGAAGUAUCUAUAAAUGGAUCAUGGUGUACGACUUAAACAUGUGCUGUAACACACACGCUAGGUGUGGGACAAUGCGCUCGAGUUGGCCCAUUGGGUCAGUCGCGAUCUCGUUAGAUCGAGGCGAGCAGUGUUGUUUGGAUCGCGGUGAAUGACGCUGGUCACUUGUUAUUGUUCUGGGCCGCUAUAUACAAGCAUUUCCUUCAUUCCGUUACUUCGCCGGCCUUUUUAAAUUCCUCCUUGUUUAUAACACUGUACCAAAGAUAUGGUUUUGACUUUCACUGCCUUGGUAUGCAGCGCAUACAUCGAGUGUGUACAUAGAAAUAUCUUAAAAGUAACGUUGUUGUGUUACUGUAGGUGAAUUGUCGUGUAACAUUUGUACAUAAUAAAGAAAACAUUUCGGAGUA